Messenger RNA from Soboliphyme baturini, 357 nucleotides. Lineage: Eukaryota; Metazoa; Nematoda; Enoplea; Dioctophymatida; Soboliphymatidae. The record is from the annotation of a GenBank genome assembly.
AUGACAUUUGCUGGUGCGAAUACCUCGGAUUGGAGUGAAAAUGGUACCGGUCUGUAUGUGACCACCACUUACAGCACAAAGCCAUCGCAUUCCACUGGUUCUGAUUCAUUUGGUGGACUGACGUUUGAGAAUGCGACGUUGGCUCGUAUGAUGUACGUGUUAGUUGCUUUAACAGGCAUUCUUGUCAUAUACUUCGGAGCCAGAGUAUGGAGAACACGGCGUCAGAAGAACGAGAGGAUUUAUGACGUGCUGCCCGUUCAUCAGCUGAACGUCAACGACGAAUCAGACUCGGAAUCAGAGGACGAAAUUUUUGACAAUGCUCAACGAAGCUUGGUGUCCAGUCAGGUGCGACGGUGA